AUGGCUGAUAACGUGUUGGAAAGCACUGGGAAAGAUCUACGAUCGACGUCUAAAAGUAAGUUAAUAUCCUAGUUUUUAAAAUUAUUUUUUAAAAAAGCGUUAUCUUUAUUUUUUCUUAACUCUUAUAUUAUCAUAGGUGUAAAUCAUAUUGUUAUAGGUCCGAAGAGGAUGGUUAAGUACGAAACACGGGUCCUGUUACUCCAUUAUUGGAAAAAGAAUGUUAAUGCCGUUGAGACUACAAGACAAAUCUGUGAAACUGAAGGUAAAGAUGCUGUGGCAGUACGAACGACACAAAGGUGGUUCUUGAAGUUCGCGUCGGGUGACACUAACCUCAAAGACAAGCCACGAUCAGGACGGCCGUCUGGAGCUACGUCUAAGCGGGUAAAUGCUGGAGCAGCUGCUGCUGGAGCCACUUCUGCAGCUAAACUUACAGCAGCCAAUUCUGGAGAUAGGCCUGGAGGAGGCACUUCUAAAGCAACUCAUUCUGGAGCCAAUUCUGAAGUCACUGAAGACGAAAACAUGUCAUCUCCAAUGCAUGAGCUUGCUGUAGAGGCUGGACUUGAAACUGUUCUACAGGAAUGGCUUGCUGCGCAGAUCAAAAGGCCAUAA
This is a messenger RNA of Bursaphelenchus okinawaensis, 609 nucleotides long. The record is from the annotation of a GenBank genome assembly. Lineage: Eukaryota; Metazoa; Nematoda; Chromadorea; Rhabditida; Aphelenchoididae.